Messenger RNA from Bufo gargarizans (Asiatic toad), 7592 nucleotides. It is a transcript of the gene NPR3, whose product is annotated as natriuretic peptide receptor 3. The coding region runs from base 172 to 1698 and encodes 508 amino acids. Gene Ontology annotation, cellular component: membrane. The transcript is spliced from 8 exons. The record is from RefSeq and is a predicted model, not a curated record. Lineage: Eukaryota; Metazoa; Chordata; Amphibia; Anura; Bufonidae. Gene Ontology annotation, biological process: vasodilation; regulation of blood pressure. Gene Ontology annotation, molecular function: peptide hormone binding; natriuretic peptide receptor activity.
GAUAGGCUCGCCCGCUGCACUAUUUAAAGAGAGGAUGAUACAGUAAGGAAGAAGGAGAAUCAAUGAGACCCAUCAAUGAGGCUGUAACCUUAGAGAACCCUUCCACCGCAGAGUAGUGUUCACACUGCGCAGGGUCCGCCACACCUGAGGAGUAGCGCUUCUUCUUUAAGGAUGACCUCUUCUCUACUCUUUGACCUCCUGGCGGUGGCUUUGGUGGUCCUAGUAAAGAGCGCCCCCGCGGACGAUAAAAAAGUCACCAUGUUAGUGAUCUUACCCAAGGAUGACAAGUACAUGUUCUCAAUAAACCGGGUGCGACCCGCCGUAGACUAUGCCCUGCGAGCCGUAGAGGGCAAUGCCAGCCUGCUGCCCGGCUUUGCGUUCAACGUCACGUAUCGAGACUCCGACUGCGGCAACCAAGCGCUCUUCAGCCUGGUAGACGCCGCCUUGAAGGAGCGAAAACCGGACGUGGUCCUGGGUCCGGUGUGCGAAUACGCGGCUGCCCCCGUCGCCAGGUUGGCCUCCCACUGGGACAUCCCCAUGAUCUCCGCCGGGGCGCUGGCCACCGGCUUCAUGCAGAAGGCGGAGGAGUAUUCCCACCUCACCCGGGUGGCACCUGCCUACACCAAGAUGGGCGAGAUGUUCCUCGCCAUGUUCCGCUUCCACAAGUGGAGCAGAGCCAUGCUGGUGUACAGUGACGACAACGUGGAGCGGAACUGCUUUUUCACGGUGGAAGGGGUCCACAUGGCCUUCAAGGAGGAAGGCUACCACAUGGCCGUCCACAACUUCGACGAAGCCAAGCAUGUGGACGUAGAGGACAUCAUACACUCCAUCCAGAAUAAGGAGAGAGUUGUGAUCAUGUGCGCGAGUAGUGAUACCGUCCGGAACAUCAUGUUGGCUGCACAUCGACAAGGACUGACUAAGGGGGACUAUGUGUUCAUCAACAUUGAACUCUUUAACAGCUCAUCAUAUGGAGAUGGCUCGUGGAGGCGAGGAGACAAGCACGACCUUGAGGCGAAGCAAGCGUACUCAUCCCUGCAAACAGUCACCCUACUCAGGACAGUAAAACCCGACUUUGAGAAGUUUUCCAUCGAGGUGAAAAGUUCUGUUCAAAAGCUGGGCCUGACCGAAGACGAUUACGUCAACAUGUUUGUAGAAGGUUUUCAUGAUGCCAUCAUCCUUUAUGCCCUGGCAUUACAUGAACUAGUGAAGAACGGCUACAGCAAAAAGGACGGAGAGAAACUUGUGCAGGGGAUGUGGAACAGAACGUAUGAAGGUAUCGCUGGGCAAGUGUCCAUCGACGCCAAUGGUGACCGGUACGGGGACUUCUCGGUGAUUGGCAUGACUGACCUUGAAGCAGGCACUCAAGAGGUUAUUGGAGAUUUUUUUGGCAUUCAAGGAACUUUUGAACUUCGACCAAAUCUGAAGACUAUAUGGGGAACUGGAAGGAUAAGACUUGCGGAGAUGAAAGUGUUUGAAACCAUAACUCCAUGCAAAACAUCAGGUGGCUUAGGAGAAUCUGCAGUAACCGGAAUUGUGGUUGGCGCCUUCCUAGGCACGGGGCUCUUAAUGGCGUUCUACUUUUUCAGGAAGAAAUACAGAAUAACUAUCGAAAGACGAAACCACCACGAUGACUGUAACAUCGGCAAGCACAGACAGCUGAGGGAGGAUUCCAUACGAUCUAACUUCUCUGCGGCUUAGGGAAAAUAGUUUUGUAUGAAGAUGCAACCAAAGACAUCGCAGUACGCGAGAAGGAGCUCUUGUAGAAGAGGAGCAGAGUCCUGUUAGUUUUUUUUUAGUUUUUUUUAGUUUUUGUUUUUUUCUUCAAAAACUCAGGAAAGAUUUAGAAAUCGUAUGAUGCCACAUGGCCUUUCAUCUGGGACAAUUUCAUGAUUUACAAAUUUGGACACUAUCUGCUGGAUCAUGACAAAUGGUAGAUUUAUUUUUAUUGACGUAAGAAUUUAAAAAACAAUUGAGCAGCAAAAGAAAUAUUUUUUGUUCAAACCAAGAAAAAAUGGCCAAUAAUUGUAAGGUGAUACUGAAAUUUUUAUUUUUAUUGUAUUCAUUUGCCUUGACCUGCAAAUAGCAGAUAUUAUUCUCCAAGGGGUCACCAGGCUUUUGCUUAAUUCUUUUUUUUUUUCAAAAACAUUUUUUUCUGAGGUACAUUAAAGAACUCGUUUCGACUCGAGAGUCAGACGUACACAGUGAAGCAUUGAUGCUUAAAUUCGGCCCAUCUUGUUAAAUUUUUCUGGUUUGCUCAGUCCCUACACAGAUAUUUGGGAUGACGUCGAAGCGUAACUGAAAGGUCAACCUUGUGUGAGCACAGGCCAUGAUUGUAAUCCUGUGGAUGUUUAAAUGCUUUACCGUAGAGUAUAUUCAGGAUAACUUAGCUGGACGGCUAAUUCAGGUUUUAUAUUGUAUAGAUUUUAUUUAAUGAUGAACACUAUCGUUGCAGGUGAUACCAAUGGCUCCUACUAGCUCUCAAAAAAAAAAAAGAAAAAAGUUGGGACUCAAUGAUAUGUUGAUUGAAAUGGUAUAAACUCAAUUCGAUUUCAUUUUCAUAUACUUCACAAGCUACGCAUGACAACACUAUAUGUAAAAAAUUCUGUAGGGUAAAAUUGGAAAUUUGGACCAAAACAUUCAUUGAAUGCGUAUUCAAUAAGUGUUUUGGUCGAAAUCUCCUAUUCGUAAUUAAUUAUUAAAAAUUACUACUCCUAUUAAGGACUCAUGCACACAAACGUAUUUUCCUCCAUUUCCGUUCUGUUGUUUUACAGGUCCGUAUGCGGAACUAUUCAUUUCAAUGGGGCUUGAAAAAAACCCGGAAAUUACUCCAUGUCCGUAUGUCCACAUGUCCGUUCCGCAAAAAAAUAAAAUAAAUAGAACAUGUCUUAUUCUUGUGUGUUUUGCGGACAAGGACAGGCAUUGUUACAAUGGAUCUGCAAAAAAAUAAAAUGGAUGUGACACGGAUGUCAUCUGUUUUUUUUUUUUUGCGGAUCCGUAUUUUGCGGAUCGGUAAAUGCAUACGGUUGCGUGCAUGAGGAGCCCUAAAGGGGUUAUCCACCUUGGACAACCCCUACUUGUGAGAAGGGUCCCCUUACAAUUAAAUGAUCACAAAGUGUCCUCCUGCUGGGACUCCAGCAAUCAACUACUGUUUGUGAGAAAUCUGGUAGCAAGUGUAGACUUUUUAUGAAGCACCCCCACAGGUGGAAUGAAGUAUUACACAUUCACAUCAAUAGGUCCUCUGUGUAAUACAGGACAGGUCCUCCAGCGAGAGAGGUGCUCUUUGUAACUGACCUCCAAUCUGAACAAAAGAUGAAGACCCUGAACAGAGGAAUCUCAGAUGUCCUAAUUGGGUUCUAAAUUGGACACCCUUUAAAAGUCCACAUGCAACAAAAUAUUAGAGCAAAUGUAGUAUCACAUGGCGGCCAUUCAGAUGAAUGACCUUUCUUGUAAAAGAUGGACAGUAGAGCCUGUCAGAGUGGGAGCUUAAACCACUAAAUCAAUGGUAGUUUUAAAUUGUCUUAAAAUCCUGUUUCUCUGAAUUGAAAUAUUCCUUUUUUUUGUGUUUUUAGAAUUUUUUUAUUGAAAAUAUACUAAACUGAAAUGUAAAGAAAUUCACAGAAAGGAGGGUCAAAAAAUAAAAUUAAUGUCACAAUUAUUACUGUUAUUAUUAAUAAUAUCAAUUGAAUUUUUUUGCAUUAAUACAUGUUUUUGAACAUUAAUAUAAUUUAGGAAAAAUAUAUUUAACUUUAUUAUUUUUCAUUAGGAGGUCCCGAAGAUUACAGCUAAUUACCAAGCUGUACCUGUCCUUAUCAUUGUUUCAAAAGUCAAGUAUAGGUGCAGCCUGGCAAUUAAUAGUAGUUAAGCAGACAUUGAAAGUUUAUGGUUAUUGAUAAAAUUUGUGGGGGUGGGAAUUCAUGAGUCAAGGAAUUGAGAUCAGUUAGGGUCAGCUAGCUUUUGUAUGUGAAGUUGAAAUUUUUUGGGGUCGGAAAAAAAAAAGGCCCAUAAAUUCUACCAAAUAGAGAACCUUUGAUUUUAUACUGAAAAUGUAAAUAUUUUAUCUUAUAUUCUUGUACAUAAAUAAUUUAGAUUUUUUUUCAGUAAAAAACAUUCCAUUCUAACAUUUUCAACAUCUAACAGUCAUUUUUAGAUACUACGUUCACUUUUUAUUUUAUUUAGUUACAUGAGAGAGGAGCAAAAGUGCUGAGAUCACACAAAGUAGAAUUUUUGAUCAGUGUUCACUGUAAAUAUGUUAUUUAGUAGUCGUAUUGUGUCUAAUAGACAUUCAGGAAUGUUUUUGUUUUUUUAUGUAGGUCUAAUUAUAUUGGAAUUUCUUGUAAACAACUUUGGAAUAAAAUCAACAUUGUUAUAUUUAGGGCAUUGCUACAAAGAUAAUGAUUAAAAAAAUUCGACCAAGACAUUAAUAUAUAUACAGGGGUAUAUAUUGUGUAUAAUAUUUCAAAUGCAAUAACAAUAAACUCAGAGCUUAUCACAUAAACUAAAACCACAAAAAGUUAUAAAAUAUGAAAAAUAUAUAAAUUCUUUUCUCAUAAUGUCGCAGGUGCCAAUUUUUGUUGUACUUCAAUACAUCUUUAAAUGUGAAACUUUGAAGACAUUUUCCUCAUUUAGAUGCAACGCUUUGGUUUGAAAUUUUUGAAUUAUGAAGGUCGACAUUUUUUAAAAACCCAUUUAAGGGGUUGGCAAGCUGUAAUUUUUGGAAUGAUUGAAAUAAUUUAUGAAGGUCAACUUUAAUUUUUCAGAAUAGGUUAAAAAAAUUAAGAGAAGCUAUAGGCACCACACUGAAUCCCAUUUUUACAAAAAUUACAGUCUGGACAACCCCUUUCAGUGUUUAUUGAUAUAAUAUUAUAAUUUCUCUUGUCUUUUAUAAUUUAGCUUGUAAUGUAAUAUAAUUUUUUUUGGGUCUUUUUUCUGUAAUAUUUUCUUUCAAUAUUUAUAAAGUCCUUUUUAUAAUUGUAUUAUAAAGGGGUUCUCUGGGCCUGUACCUAAAAAGUCCCUGCUAACCUGUGGACAGAAGACACUUGUUCCACCGAUUCUGCAAUCUCGGCUAGAAUCAUGUGAUUGCCUGACUAGCUGGGGUCUAUUCCUCUGAUGUUUAAACAAGAUAUGCUCUUCUUUCUUCCUGCUCAGCUACAAAUACAUUAUGCAGCUAAACAGGAAGAAGGAGGAGAACAUACGGUCAACAAACAUAAGAAGAGUCUGUUGGGUGGUCACGUGAUUUCAGCCAGGAUUGCAGAAUUGGCGCAGCGAUUGAAGAGUAAAUACUGCUCAAAGUGUCUUCUGUCCACAGCUGAAAGAGCCUUUAUAGGUACAGACCCCUUUAAUACUAAUAAUAGGUACAAUGAAUUUCCCCGGAUGUGCAAAAAGUAAUAAUAUUGUUUUAUUUCUCCUGUCAAAAACUGCAUUCUUCAUUAUUUUAUUUUUUAAAAAGUUUUUUGUUACCGUUAUUGGGGGGAGGGAGAUAAGAUUUGAAAUCUAUUACAUUAGUAUAAAGCAAAUGGCUAUAGGUGCUGCAGAAUGAUUUUGUAUUUUUGGAACCACUAUUGUUUUUGAAAGAGAAUUUUAUCUAUAGACUAUAUAAAUAAAUUUAUGUUAAAAAAAUUCUAAUUCCUUUCCACAAAUUUUUGGUUUUCUGUUCUACAUAUUUAACACUUUUGAUGCUCCACAGAGGGUUCUUAUUUUAUGAUGUACUGAACAAUGAGCAUGUAUUUUUGGUUUAUGUUGGAUUGACUGCCAUACACUUUAAAAGCUGAAUAUUUUUGGGUUUAUUUUUGCCCUAUUUGUACUGGUAAAGGGAGAUGGAAAAAUAUAAUUUUAGUUUUUUUUCCAAAAGUUAAAUCGGACACUGGUCACGUGUUGGGCAAUGCUUGGUAAGUUCAUUGUGUGUUUAAUCUGCAGAUGAUGCUUUUGUUAACAACUUUAAUAUCAAAUAUGGUUAGCCAACUAAAGGAAUCCAAAAACUUAAAUUGUAAAAAAAAAGAAUUGUCUGUGCUAUUCACAAUUAUAUAAUCAUAGCGCUCACCACCCACACACAGCCAUAUUAUGACUCUGUGUUGUACAUCUCUAUAACAUGUCACCCAUGGACUAUGAUGGGGCCCUUCUGUGGCUGUCUCAUACCAAUCGCUUUUUCUGUUGAAUUCUGUACGAAUCUAACAGUACAAAAUUUGGUUAUAUGCUUUAUUCAGUACCAUAUUAGGGAAAAAUGUCCCAUAAUACAGUACCAUACAGAGGCAAAGGGAGUGGCUCUCAAAUAGGACCAUAUGUCGCUAGGUACAGCCUUUAUAUAAAGUGUUCUGUAUAUUUAUGAGGUCUAAAAGUGAAAAAAUUUAACAUUUUGAAAAUCACUUUUUUGGUCUAGCUCAUGAAAAUCAAAAUCAAAUUACAAUAAUUGACUAUAAAUUGAAAAGUAGUAUGUGACGAGACAGAUCAAUUUAAAUGAAGGCAUUAAUCAUGAAUCAUGACCAAUGGGUGCAAUGCUCCUUCAAAAGGGCCCAUAUGGGACAAUGGAAUAAUGGCACCAAGUAUAUGCUAAUGUCACCAAUGCUUUAGUAGACCAUCUUGAUCAAGUAGUGGCAAGGCGAUUCACAUGACUUCAGAUGGAAAAAGACUCCUUAAGGCCAGGGAACAAAAUUUAAGGGUUUUUUGGAAUCUUAAUGACCAAGUUUUUGGGAUAGAUCAUUAAUAUCAGAUUGGAUGGGUCCAAAAAGGAGCUACUGUUUUUUGAACCAGGCACUGCCUGGUUACUGGCAGGUUGAAGAGUACCCAAAACCUUUGUGAAAAACACAAAGGGGCAGAAGCACUGCUUGAAGCCCUCUGCCCCGUCGGCUUUCAACAGCUCUGGUCAACUUUUCAAGCAUGUGGACUGCAGAUCCAUACUCCACAUGCUCAAAAAGCCCAGUAGAGCCCAUGAAAGUGCAAAUAGUUCUGAGCAGCGCUUCUGCUCCUUCGUGUUUUUCAAAAAGGUUUAGGUGCCCUUAAAGCAAAUGGGAGGAGCACUGCAGUGACUUGGAACUGCCACUAUAAAGAGCUGUAAUCUUCCGGCCACAGUUGUUCGGCAGAGGUGGCAAGAGAUGGACUCCCUCCGAUCUGAUAUUGAUGACUUAGUCAUCAAUGUAGACUCCUGGAAAACUCCUUUAACAUAUGAGGUGCAGUUUAUUUUUGCCCGCAGAUCAGAACAUCGGUAUAAUCCUAUACAGAGUUACUAUAAACGGCACUGACAUAUAUAUAUAUAUAUAUAUUUUUUUUUUUACAUUCCCAUUUUUGGAUUCCUCAUCAGAGUCCUGACAGUCUUCAUGAUGCUAUUGUACUGAUGUACGCAGCUUUGCCUGCGAAUAAUGUGAUUUUAUUUAUUGUCUUUUUUGUUUUGUUUUUGUAGCGCACGCGUCUUCUUCAGGAGAUGAAUUUUAGUUUUUCUUUAUGUAAUAUAAUUAUUCUGUCAAAGUGAUGAGUUGGUCAGUUGUGCUUUGUGUGAUAUCUGUUCACUAUUGUGUACAUCUUUGUAAGCAUUGUUUUUGUUUUUAUAUCCAGAUACAACAAUACGUUUCAAUUAAAAAUAAAUGAGUUAGAUGUUGAUGUGA